AUGAGCGACCCCAUCGUUUUGCAAUCGGCAGUGCGAGUGCCUACUCCUCCACCUGGCGCCUCGUACUCCCCCCAGCCUUCGGCAUCACGAAAACGCUCUCCGCCCUCUCGUUCCCCUUCGCCCAAUCGUCGCCGGUCGCCGCCGGGUGACUCUGUCAAUGAGGAUGGCGAUGCGCCGCACAUCGAUUCCGAGCGUGCGAUAGAGAGAGAGCGCCAACUUGCCGAACGGGUCCGUCAGCAUGAGAAGGAAGAGGCAGCACGGAAGCCGAUGACGGCAGAAGAAAAGCAGGCGUCGGCCAAGGCAGAAUAUGAGAAGCUCACGAACAUGCGCUCGGGUGGCACCUAUAUCCCCCCGGCUCGACUGCGCGCGCUGCAGGCGCAGAUCACGGACAAGACCAGCAAGGAAUACCAGCGUAUGGCAUGGGAGGCACUGAAAAAAUCGAUCAACGGUCUCAUCAACAAGGUCAACGUAUCGAAUAUCAAAUUUAUCGUGCCAGAGCUGUUCGGAGAAAACCUCGUGCGCGGCCGGGGUCUAUUCUGCAGAAGCAUCAUGAAAGCUCAGGCGGCCAGUUUGCCGUUUACUCCCAUCUACGCGGCGAUGGCGGCCAUCGUCAACACGAAGUUGCCCCAGGUGGGUGAGUUGCUGCUCAAUCGCCUGAUCGUGCAGUUCCGCAAGGCAUUCAAGAGAAACGAUAAAGCGGUGUGCAUAUCCUCGACGACGUUCAUCGCGCACCUGUGCAACCAACAAGUUGCGCACGAGAUGCUGGCGGCUCAGAUUCUGCUGCUGCUGCUUCACAAGCCCACGGAUGACAGUGUGGAAAUUGCGGUUGGGCUGACCAGGGAGGUGGGACAACAUUUGGAGGAGAUGAGCAGUCCUAUCGCCCUAGCCGUGUUCGAUCAAUUCCGCAACAUUUUGCACGAGGCCGACAUCGACAAGCGAGUGCAGUACAUGAUCGAAGUUCUGUUCCAGGUCCGAAAGGAUCGGUACAAGGACAACCCGUCGGUCAAGGAUGAGCUUGAUCUGGUGGAGGAGGAAGAUCAGAUCACCCACCGCGUUGGUCUUGACGACGAGAUCGAGACGCAGGACAGCCUCAACAUCUUCAAAUACGACGAGCAGUGGGAGGAACACGAAGAGGCAUACAAGAAUCUCAAGGCGGAGAUUCUUGGGGAGGGCAGCGACGAGGAAGAUGACGAGGACGAUUUCGAUGAAAGCUCCGACGACGAAUCAGACGAAGACCAGAAGAUGGAUAUCAAAGACCAGAGCAACACGAAUCUGGUCAACCUGCGACGAACAAUCUACCUGACCAUCAUGUCCAGUAUCGACUUCGAAGAGUGCUGCCACAAAUUGAUGAAGAUCUCGCUGCCGCCCGGCCUCGAGCCGGAACUUCCGUCCAUGAUCAUCGAAUGUUGCUCGCAGGAACGAACGUACUCCAAGUUCUACGGCCUAAUCGGUGAACGAUUCUCGAAGAUCAACCGCUUUUGGUCUGACCUCUUUGAAGCUGCGUUUGCCAAGUACUACGACACCAUUCAUCGAUACGAAACGAACCGGCUGCGCAACAUCGCGCGUUUCUUCGGCCACAUGCUCAGCAACGAUGCCAUCGGCUGGCAUGUUCUGUCGAUCAUCCACCUGAAUGAGGAGGAGACGACAUCGAGCAGCCGUAUCUUUAUCAAAAUCCUCUUCCAGGAUCUCGGAGAACAUCUUGGCAUGCCGAAAUUGCACGAGCGCAUGAGAGACGAUAUCCUGCGCUCCAGCUUCGAAGGUCUCUUCCCGCUGGACAACCCGCGCAACACCCGCUUCUCCAUCAACUACUUCACCAGUAUCGGCUUCGGUCUGCUGACGGAAGACAUGCCCCAUCAGACUCGGGCUCGGUCAGAUCUCACUCCACCUGUUCCACCUGCACCGGCCGCUCGCGCUCGCGCUCCGUUUCAUACUCCCGCUCUCCGUCGCGCACUCGUGGUCGGGGACGCUCGGUCAGCCGCGGACGAUCUUACAGCCGCUCCGUCUCGGGCUCCUCUCGGCGAAGCUACAGCUACACGCCCUCGCGGUCCCGAUCUCCCGUAUCGAAAAACCGCCGACGCUCCGUGUCGUACAGUCGGUCUCGCACACCACCCCGACGCACUCGCGCCCGAUCCUACGAUUCCCGUUCGUCACGGAGCGCGAGUCCAUAUCUGGCUCGCCGGUCAGCGUCUCGCUCCGUCUCGCCUCCUCGCACGCGUGGUGGCCGUAAAGAUCGAAGCCUCUCACGCUCCGUAUCGCGGUCUCCCUCCCCUCCACCUCGACGUGGCAAUGCCAGACGCUAUUCCUCGGCGUCUCGCUCGCCUCCACCCGCCGGCAAGCGCCGCGUCGCGAGUCCAUCCGCCUCGCGUUCGCCUCCGCCAGCUCGUCGCCCCCGAGAUGCCUCGGCCUCGCGCUCUCCUCCGCCCCGACACGGACGAGGCAGAAGAUACUCGGACUCUCGUUCUCCGUCCGCAUCUCGCUCGCCUCCUCCGCGUCGAACCAACAAAGCCCGAUCUCGCAGCCCGCCUCGUCGGCCUCGGGCUGCCGAUUAUUCCUAGCCAUGAUGUCUUAACAGAAAGGAAUCGGAUGAAACUCUAG
Messenger RNA from Aspergillus affinis, 2595 nucleotides. Its product is annotated as MIF4G-domain-containing protein. The coding region runs from base 1 to 2595 and encodes 864 amino acids. Gene Ontology annotation, cellular component: catalytic step 2 spliceosome. Lineage: Eukaryota; Fungi; Ascomycota; Eurotiomycetes; Eurotiales; Aspergillaceae. The transcript is spliced from 2 exons. Gene Ontology annotation, biological process: mRNA splicing, via spliceosome. The record is from RefSeq and is a predicted model, not a curated record. Gene Ontology annotation, molecular function: protein binding; RNA binding.